UUCCAGCCCCUCCUGCCAUGGGUAGGGACGUGUCGCGCUAGAGUGGGUUGCUGCAAGCACCGUCCAGCCUGGCUUUGGAUGCCAAGGAUGGGGCACCCAGAGCGUCUCGGGGAAACGUGUGCCAGGGUCUCUCUGUCCUAAUGUGGAUUCCUGCGUUUCCGCACCUGUAGUUCAUUGGGAUGCGUGGACGGAGCCGCUGCUGAGUGAUGGAUUGGUGGUGGGGUUACAGCAGGAGCUGCACGUCCCUGCUUUGUGCUGCUCUUCAAAAACAAUAACACUGUGGAGAAGCCCCCCACAAGAAUUUAAAGUAUUUUAUUCUUUUACUCUUACUUUAUUCAUUCGGUAGCCUUACGGACGUGGAUCUCUCAGCCGCUACCGGAGCGUUUCCCUUGGUUUUCUCCGGUUAUCCCUGAGAGACUCCCACUCCAGGGAUAUCCGCCCCACCACCCUGAGUACCCAAUGACAGGCACUAUUCCUCCUUUUCCCUCUUCCACUGUGCCUGACGGUCUCCUGUUGCACCAGCGGAAAUUCCAGGAUGGAAAUAGGAAAAUACUGGCGCAGGCUCGUGGCACUUUAAAUUGGCCGGAGCUGCAAACACCGCACGGCCAAAUGACGGAAAGUUGCGCCCUCUCCACUGUGGAGCACACCAAGGGGCGGGGAAGGGGAAAGGAGGAACAACAACAACAACACCCGCAAGUUUCCCUUUGUUUACGCUCCUUUUCCACAAGCUUCACUGGAAAGGAAAGUUGGUGGCAGCGGCUGGGUGGAAACUCCCUCUCCAAGGAGCGGGGCUUGUUGACGUUUACCCGGAGGGCAUGCCCACCGGCUGUUCCAGCAGCAUCUACCCUCCAACUCCCACCAGGAAGACAAACGGAGGACAAUCUUGAAAUACAAAAAUUUCCUCCUUGGAAUUUGCUGCUGCUGCUGCUGUCUCCGCCGCCACUGCUGCUGCCGCGGUGCAGUGCCAAGACUCUCGGAAUAAAUAAAAGAGGGCUACAGUGUGUGUCUAGCUACAGCCGGCUAAUAGCUAUUUUAGUUGGCCGUAUAUUUCGAAGAUCACAGAUGAAGUGGGGACGCCUGUCUUCUUCGUUUGGUCAGCGUGUGAAACAAUAAUCCCCGUAACAAAAAGAAGGGAGAUGGGGGAGAAAAAAAAUCCUAACAUGAAUCAGAAGAAAUAGUAUCUAGCACCCCCCCUCCCCAGCCCCCCAAACCAACCUCCCCCCCCUUCCCCCGAUCCCUCUCUCCCUCUCUCCACACGCUUGCAGGCGCGGACACGCGCGCGCGCACACAGACACACAGACACACACAUAGACACACACACACUGUACUGUACUGUGUAUUUUCGGAAGAGGAGGUGGCUUUCGGAAGAGGAGGCAGCGGUGGUGUCGGGGAGGGGGGAAUCUCUUUCCCCGUCUGGAGAUGGUUGUGCUAUUCCUCUUUGCCUUGCUCUGGAUGGUGGAGGGAGCUUUUUGCCAGCUCCAUUACACGGUGCAAGAAGAGCAGGAGCAUGGCACGUUCGUGGGGAAUAUCGCCGAGGACCUGGGCUUGGACAUUACAAAACUUUCGGCUCGGCGCUUCCAGACGGCGCCCAACUCCCGCAGCCCUUACCUGGAGCUUAACCUAGAAACCGGGGUGCUCUACGUGAACGAGAAGAUCGACCGGGAGCAGAUCUGCAAGCAGAGCCCCUCCUGCCUGCUGCACCUGGAGGUCUUCCUGGAGAACCCCCUGGAGCUGUUCCGGGUGGAGAUCGAGGUGCUGGACAUCAACGACAACCCGCCCUCCUUCCCGGAGCCCGACCUCACCGUGGAGAUCUCGGAGAGCGCCACGCCGGGCACCCGCUUCCCGCUGGAGAGCGCAUUCGACCCCGACGUGGGCACCAACUCCCUGCGCACCUACGAGAUCACCCCCAACAGCUACUUCUCCCUCGACGUGCAGACGCAGGGCGACGGGAACCGCUUCGCCGAGCUGGUGCUGGACCAGCCGCUGGACCGGGAGCAGCAGGCGGUGCACCGCUACGUGCUGACGGCGGUGGACGGCGGGCAGCCCCAGCAGCGCACCGGCACCGCCCUGCUCACCGUCAGGGUGCUGGACUCCAACGACAACGUGCCCGCCUUCGAGCAGCCCGUCUACACCGUGUCGCUGCCGGAGAACUCGCCGCCGGGCACCCUGGUGCUGCAGCUCAACGCCACGGACCCCGACGAGGGGCAGAACGGCGAGAUCAUCUACUCCUUCAGCAGCCACAUCUCGGCCCGCGCCCGGGAGCUCUUCGGCAUCGCGCCGCGCACCGGGCGCCUGGAGGUGAGCGGCGAGCUGGACUACGAGGAGAGCAGCGUGUACCAGGUGUACGUCCAAGCCAAGGACCUGGGGCCCAACGCCGUGCCCGCCCACUGCAAAGUGCUGGUGCGGGUGCUGGACGCCAACGACAACGCGCCCGAGAUCAGCUUCUCCACCGUCAAGGAGGCGGUGAGCGAGGCGGCGGCGCCGGGCACCGUGGUGGCCCUGUUCAGCGUCUCGGACCGCGACUCGGAGGAGAACGGGCAGGUGCAGUGCGAGCUGCUGCAGGGCGACGCGCCCUUCCGCCUCAAGAGCUCCUUCAAGAACUACUACACCAUCGUCACCGAGGGGCCGCUGGACCGCGAGCAGCCGGGCGGCGACGCCUACACGCUCACCGUGGUGGCCCGGGACCACGGCGAGCCGCCGCUCAGCACCAGCAAGUCCAUCCAGGUGCGGGUGAGCGACGUGAACGACAACGCGCCGCGCUUCAGCCAGCCCGUGUACCAGGUGUACGUGAGCGAGAACAACGUGCCCGGAGCCUACAUCUACGCCGUCAGCGCCACCGACCGCGACCAGGGCGCCAACGCCCGCCUCGCCUACUCCAUCCUGGAGAGCCAGAUCCAGGGCAUGUCCGUCUUCACCUACGUCUCCAUCAACUCCGAGAACGGGUUUCUCUACGCCCUCCGCUCCUUCGACUACGAGCAGCUCAAAGAGUUCAGCUUCCAGGUGGAGGCCCGCGACGCGGGCGAGGAGCCGCAGCCGCUGGCCGGCAACGCCACCGUCCACAUCAUCGUGGUGGACCAGAACGACAACGCCCCCGCCAUCGUCAGCCCCCUGCCCGGCCGCAACGGCACCCCGGCGCGGGAGGCGCUGCCCCGCGGCGCCGAGCCGGGAUACCUGGUGAGCCGGGUGGCGGCCGUGGACGCCGACGACGGCGAGAACGCCCGCCUCACCUACAGCAUCGCGCGGGGCAACGAGGCCGGGCUGUUCCGCAUGGACUGGCGCUCCGGGGAGCUGCGGACGGCGCGCAGGGUGCCGGUCAAGCGCGACCCGCAGCGCCCCUACGAGCUGGUCAUCGAGGUGCGCGACCACGGGCAGCCGCCGCUCUCCUCCACCGCCGCCGUGCAGGUGGUGCUGGUGGACGGCGCGGGAGAGCGGUCCGGAGGCGGCGGCGGCCCGGCCGCGGGCACCGGGGCGGGGGGCGGCGGCGGCGGCUCCGGCGAGCAUCGCCCCAGCCGCUCCGGGGGGGAUAACUCGCUUGACCUCACCCUCAUCCUCAUCAUCGCCCUGGGCUCCGUCUCCUUCAUCUUCCUGCUGGCCAUGAUCGUCCUGGCGGUGCGCUGCCAGAAGGAGAAGAAGCUCAAUAUCUACACCUGCCUGGCCAGCGACUGCUGCCUGGGCUGCUGCUGCUGCUGCCCCUGCUGCAGCCGGCAGGCGCGGGCCCGCAAGAAGAAGCUCAGCAAGUCGGACAUCAUGCUGGUGCAGAGCUCCAACGUGCCGAGCAACCCCGCGCAGGUGCCGGUGGAGGAGUCGGGCAGCUUCGGCUCCCACCACCACAACCAGAACUACUGCUACCAAGUCUGCCUCACCCCCGAGUCCGCCAAGACCGACCUGAUGUUCCUCAAGCCCUGUAGCCCCUCUCGCAGCACCGACGCCGAGCACAACCCCUGCGGGGCCAUCGUCACCGGCUACGCCGACCAGCAGCCCGACAUCAUCUCCAACGGCAGCAUUUUGUCCAGCGAGACAAAGCAUCAGCGUGCUGAGCUCAGUUAUCUAGUUGACAGACCCCGACGAGUAAACAGUUCUGCAUUCCAGGAAGCAGACAUAGUAAGCUCUAAGGACAGUGGUCAUGGAGACAGUGAGCAAGGAGACAGUGAUCAUGAUGCCACUAAUCGAGGUCAAUCCUCUGGCAUGGACCUCUUCUCCAAUUGCACAGAGGAAUGUAAAGCACUGGGCCACUCAGAUCGGUGCUGGAUGCCUUCCUUUGUUCCAUCCGAUGGACGCCAAGCUGCAGAUUACCGCAGCAAUCUGCACGUACCUGGCAUGGACUCCGUUCCAGACACUGAAGUGUUUGAAACACCAGAAGCCCAGCCCGGGGCAGAAAGGUCCUUCUCCACCUUUGGCAAAGAGAAGGCCCUUCACAACAGUCUGGAGAGGAAGGAGUUCGAUGGACUGCUGUCUAAUACACGAGCGCCUUACAAACCACCAUAUUUGAAACAUGGGUGGCAGCAGAGUAAUCCCCAUCCUACAUCCCCCAGCCCCAGCCCCAGCCGUGUGUCUCACCCUUUACCUGGAUGCACCACUACGAAGGCACUUGCCAUCUCUGGAUCUCAAAGUGGAUUAUAAAGAAUAGUGAUUUAAACCUUCCUGCACCUCUAGGAGAUAGCACGGAAAAGGAUAUGCUAGUCACUUCUACAGGACUUACCUGAAGCAGCAUGAUUUGCACAAAAGAAAGUCGACCAACAAAAAGCAUCAGCUUUCAACUUCAUUAUCUUGGCCAUCCAGUUCUGUGUAACUGAAGGAUUUGUGUGCUGUUGGAGACAUCCUGGCCAACAAUAGGACCUAAUUGCUCUCAGCAGGCCUGAGAAAUGAGUUGAAAUGUGUAGAACUGUAGAAACUUCAGAGGCAACUGAUCUUGCCUCUCUGAUCAGUGUGUGCCUGUUUACAGCACUAUAUAUCUUUCUCUCUCCAAAAUGUCACUGAGCCCUUUAGAUGUUUAUAUUCACCACAAAAAGCCAAUCGUACAGAUAAACGAGAUGUGCAUUAUAAAUGCAAUAUCACUGUUUUAAACUUGACUGUUUUAUAUUAUUUUUGUGUGAUCAAGUGUUCCCCAAACUAUUCCAACUUUACAAGAGAGAUUGUGAUCAUGUUCUUUUCACCUGUGGGUCAUAAAAAUGUUGUUAAUCUGAAGACCCACAAAAUUAUCGAAGACAUUUCUGUAGUUUAUACACCGUGUUGCAAAGUGUUUACUGUACUAUUUCAAAGCUUCUAAAUAAAUAUAAAAUAUAUAUAUAUUAUAUUAUAUAUAAUUUUCCGAAAAACGUGGUACAACUUAGUUGAUUUUUAAAUGGAUUCAUACAGUCUACACCAUACACUGAAGCUAGAAGAUAAUUCAGGGUUCCUAAGCUAUCCUUGCUAAAAACAAAAAUAAAAUAAACCUUUAAUAGUACUUCCCCAAAAUUCGUAUUUUGGUCGAUCCUGUUUUUGUUGUUAAAAAAAAAAAAAAAAGCUGUAAGCAACAACAUUUUGUCUAAAAAGUUGUAAGGAAUUUUCAAUGCCAAAGAUGCAGCUGUCAAUAUUACCCGAAUGAGCGCUAUGUACUAUCAGAGGUAUAAACCACUCUCCAUUAUUUUGAUUAUGUUUCUAUGGUUUUUAAUUUGGAAUCACAAAAUCUUUUAUAAGGCUCUAUAAAUUCACCUGUAUAUGUUGUUAAAAAGAACACUGGGUGUCUGUACAUUUUGCAAUGUAAGAUAUAAUGUAAGUGAAGUUAAGUAUUUUAAGAAAAUCAUCCCAAGCUCAUAAAUAUGUAUACAUACAUACAUAAAUACAUACACACACACACAAAAACACCCAUACAUCUCUCUUUAACAUAGUUUUGUGAAACUAUACAAAUAUAUUGCCUAAAAAUAUUUCUCUUGUGGCUAGGAAUAGUUGUUGAUAGAAUUCAAAUUACAAAGGCAAAGUAUAUGCCAGGCUCUUUUAUCACAAAGGAGAUUUCCAAUUAGGAACAUGGCACAUUCUCAGCUGACCCCUGUCCCAUGGGAGUUAAAAUGGUGUUGGCCACCAUUUUUGUUGGGAAAAGGAUUAAGCCCUUGCAUAUAAACUUUAUGUUCUGUAAUAAUUCUGUGGUCUGAAACAGUAUCUUAGAGCGUUUCUUUUCUAUGAAAUAUUGAAAAAAAGUAAAAUUUCAAAGGUAAAGUUUAAAACUGCUUUCAUGUCCAUGGAGUUUAAGUACCAUUUACUAAAUGUAAAAAUCUAGUAAAAUUUUUUCUUUUUUUUUUUUUUUGUACUGUGAUUUUUUUCCCUCACUGUACCUUAAUACAUCAAAUAAUGAAAGCAAAUUAGAGCACACCUUGUUGUCAGCCAAUGCCUAGCCAAAUUCAAACCAAUUCUUACUGAUGAUUCAAUAUUAAGUAAAACAAGAGAAAAUGUUUUAUUUAUUGCAGUGGGAUUUGGAUCAUGCCAUUAUAUAGGAAUUCUCUUAUCCCUACCAAUGCUGCCAUGGGAUGAAUAUGUGAGAGGUUACUGCCAUGUCAUAAUAGAAUUUGAGUUUCUUAUUUUUGUUUGUUGGUUCUGGUUUUUUUUUUUUUUUUGUUCUCUGUAAUUGCAGUUUUUGUUACAUAGGAGUAUAUAAAUCACCUGCAUGAAAACCAUCUUGCUGUGAAUCCAAAUAUACACAGGGAAUUCAACAUUCCUGAUCAAAUUCCACGAGUUCUUUGUACAACUAGUGGACUGGGCCCUGCUGUUGUUAAUAUUCCAAACAAAAUAAUAUACUCAUACUUUAAUGUGCACAUCGAGCACGUUUGUAUAACGACAAAUUGUUUCAUGAGAUCCUUUUAAAAAUGUGUGUUAUACAAAACCUAAUUCAAAAAUCCCCCAAACAACUUUAAUAGCUAUUGAUUUGAGCAAAUACAGCAGUGAAAUGUUCCUCCUGCUACCUCCUGCUCUAGGUAGCAGACAUUUUAGUUUAGUUGCCUACAGGCUUCAUUUAUUUUAUGAAGAAAAACAAUGGAAUUUGUGAAAAAUAUUUCAUUUAAAGGAGAUUGCUAGAUUCUUGUUUCGGCUUUUAAAGCAAGAAAGUCCUUGCCAUUCUGAAACCUGUUUCUAAGUUUUUAAUACAGACAUAUAUUGUAAUUUAUGGUUGUCUUUUGGUCUUUGGGAGGAAAAGGAAAUUGUUUUACUUUCUAUUUCAUGGACAGCCAAAGUGUUUCUAUUUAAUGAAACUCUCUUCACAUUUUGCAUGCCAUUUUUUUUCUAAAAAAAUAAUUAACCAUAUCAUGUCCUGUCAUUAAUUUCCAAAACUGAACUCUUUCCAUCAAGUAUGAUAUACAUACAGAUUUAAUAUAUUUUUUAUUCUUAUUUAAUGUUAAAUACCAUUGGCAUUGGUCCAUAUAUACUCAGAAAUCCUUCUGAGUUCACUGGGAGAGUCCUAGAAGGAAUCAUAGUAGGAUGCAGAAGUGUCAAGGAAAAGGAAGAACUGAAGUAUUACAUCCUGAGCUCUCGAGAUGAAGCUGUAGCUUCUGCUGAUUUCCCUUGCUCACUGUGAGUUUUGGCGCACUAAUAUUUGCUGUCACAAGCCUUGGGACACAUUAAAACCCAGUACACAGCUGCUGUCCCAAGGGAAGGGCAAACUGGGCAGUGCAGAGGCUCAAUUUGUCCUGUUUCUGUUUUAGUGGGCAGCUGGCCACCUCCUUUUGAAAUUGCCUUGUUCAGCACCUCCCAAGUAUUCCAUCACACUGCUGGCUGCAGGGACAGGUCUGUAAAUGCCUUCACACCUCUCUCAGUGUGUGUGCCUCUUCCUCUGAGCACGAGUGAUGCAAAUACUGAAGGACUCUCAUCUGCAUGUUGGACCCAACUGUGAACUGAAAGUAAUCAGGAAAUAUUUAGGUUGGAUACUAAGGGGAAAGAUUGAUGCCCAUAAAUCUGAGAUGAGGAAGGUUUUGGAAUCUCCGUCAUUGUAGGUUUUCAAGGGCAGUGCAAAAAAACACCUGUAAGGGAUGAUAUAAGUGUACUUAAACUUGCCUCAGAGAAAAAGCACAGAGGAGGCUCUCAGUGCUGUUGUUCUGUAAUGUUCCUAAUGGGGCAUGCUGAGCUUUGGAAGAGUUAAUCUGUGCACAGUUGUAGGGUAAGAAUGUUCUAUCCUUCAAUUAGUUAUUUGAAGCAAUAUUUAAUGUUUCAAUUUACCAUUUAUGAGCAUAAUAGAACAAGCUGCCUGUGAGAAUAACUGUCUUUGGAGUAAAUUAGAAUUCAAGCAGAGAAGACAGGGUCUUAUAAAAGAUAACAAUAUGGAAUCAGGUCUGUGAAACUUUUUCUUUUUUUUUUUUAAUUCCUGAUUUAGAUAUGUAGCAAUAGAUUUUUAAGCAACUUGCCUAUUAAUAUUCUUCAAAAUCAGACUUUAGUUUCUUCCAAAACUUAGAAAUACUAAAACAUUUCACUACUUGAAAUAGAAUUCCAAUUUUUUAAAGCAAGUUUUUGCUAACAGGCCUAUUGAGGGAAGGUAUUUCCAUGAACAUAUUCUCAAAUUAAUGGAACAAAGUGUAGUAAUUUUUCAUUAGUGUUGUUGCAAAAUUAGGUGAAAUGAAAAUACACAGAUAAAUACAAUUUGUAAAGAUUCCUGCAUUAUAGCCUCUAAAUAGUUGUGGGGGAGAUGUGUGUGUGUGUGUGUGUAACCAUAGUUAAAAUUCCGGAAGGUUGCCAUGGGAUUUUUUUCUUACAGCUCCUAUCAGUAAAUGUGAACAAAAGGGUAGAAACACAUGUUAGGGUACUAUGAAACUAGACUUGUUCCUUAGUGCAGAAUGGAGUUUUGCAUUCAAGAAUUAAAUUCAGCCCCUCCUUCAUGUGUUAUACCCACAAUCAAGCACACGUCUUUUUUUUUUUUUUUAACUUCCAAAAUAUUACCUAGAAGGUUUUUGUUUUUUCGUUCUUUCUUAAAGUAAUAUCAUUCCUCAGGGUAAAGGGUGGAUAAAUAGAUAGUCUUCCUAGGCUGAUAAACUGCAAUUGCAAUUUUGCAAGGCUGUUAAAUAUUUGUAUGUCUUACCUGGAGAAAGCUGAUCGUAACCUGCCACUGUUCCAUGUUCUAGUCUCGAGUUUUAUGACAUUUGGACUUGUGAAUUAAAACCUAUACAAAGGUGUAGGGGCCAAAAUAAACAUCUUUGAUAUGCAUUUAGUUAUUGCAAUUUGAUUGCAAAAAAUCGGCAUCAGAUGUCUAUAAAGGGUAGAAAGUUGUUUCUAUUCUGUUUGCAGUAAUGUAAAAGACAGCCAGUAGGACUUUAUUAUAAUAUUGUGCUAUGACAAAUUCUGAAACUGUGAGUCAAAUCCUUUGCACUGAUCCCUACAAUCAUAGAUCAAAUUCUUCUUAAAGAGCUCCUUCAUUUUAUUUUGUCUCUUAGAAAUGGAUACAUAUAUAUAAACAAAUAUACACAGCCAUUACAAUCCAUUGUUGAGCAUCUGUGUUUUUGUAGAUAUCCUCAUAUGUAAGAAAUAAGCAAGAACUAACUUGGACAGAUUUCUUGAACUGAAAUUGUUUUUGGAUUUGAAUUUGUUAAUAAAGUUCAUGAUAUUGACAGACAUCAAGAAAAAUGAAAUCUCUGUGGGUGUAGCUCUCCAGAAGGCAAACGCUUCACUUAGGAAGCAUCCUGUCAAAAAACUGUAUAAAUGCAACUGCUGGAAAUCUUGCUGAGUCAAGAUGAAAGAUGCUGUGCUGAAGCUUUCUUGUUCACUGUGUCAGCACUGAUUAAAGUGUUCUCUGGAUGGUAACCACUUUAGGCAAGCAGAAGAUAUCAAAAAUUGCAAGCAGGAUUCAUAUGAUGUUUACCAUUCCUGUGGAAGAGAAACACAGACAAAUAGGUGAAUAUAUACUGAAAUACUGAUCUAUAUCAUACAAUAUGGAAAAAAAAGUGAAGUCAAACAUUUAAAAAAAGAGAAUGCUUUCAAAUACAUACGCUUCAAAGAUUAAAGUUCAUCUGAUGCUCAACUUUAAGAAGCAUAUGCUUUUAAAAGCAUAUUUUGGGUAAUUCAUCUUUGAUUUGCACUAACCCUGGAGAGCAAUGUAUUUUAUGACAAAGUCUUACCACUACGUGAUAAAGUGAAUGUAACCAAACCAACCUUAAGUUUUAGAAGUCUUGGAUCCAAACAUUGAGGUUGAAAAACUGAGCUGUAUUUUAUAUGCAUCAGAGCCUAAUUCCAUUAAAGGCAGUGGCCCAAGUUGCAGUGAUAUGGAGAGCAAAAGGAAGUUUUCAUUUCUUUCUUUAUGCAUUUUUUAAGCAAGAGCAGCCUGCAAUAAAAUUAUUUGACACCAGAAAAAGGGAAACUUCACUGGCUUUGCUUUUAAAAAAGCUGCACAAUCCAGUUUGGAAAUUUGAAACUUUGGACAUGGCUAUGUGUCAGUGUGAAACAGACAUUUCUGAUAAUUUUAUCUCAAAGCAAAAUAACACAAGAUGCUAAGUGAUAUAAAUGUUUAGGUAUUCUAUUAAGGUAAAGACAGAAAUGCAAGGCUGAAAAGACAGAUUCAUGUUUUUGUCAUGCAGAAGUUCAGAAAACUAACAAUUCAUUGGAACAGAGUAUUCUUACACUGACCUAGUUGUUGGUUGAAAAUGUACGCAAAACAAACAAAGAAAAUAUCAACCUCAACCUCACGGAUGUUUCAGAAGGUUUUCCUCUGGAAGAUAACAGAUCCUAAGUACAUUAUCUCCUUUCAGACUUGGCUUAAAGAUGUUUUUUUGCUGGUCUAACAUACUUGGAGUGUAAAAGCAGCCCUCUGAAUGGUUUGCAUGUUCACCUCAGUGGAGGGAGAGUAUUCUCAUUUGUUGAGAAUAAUCUGGAAAAAAGACCUAGAUGAAGCCUGAUGUCAAAAUUGCCUAGUAAUUCCAUGCCUAUCACUACAGCUUUUCUAACCAGGUAGCAGAAUAAUUUACGACUGAAACGUUAUGGGAUGCUGGUGGAAAAGCAGUGGUGUGGCACUGUUCUUAUGUGGGAGAAAAAAAAAAGGAGAGAAAGAAUAUUCUCUGGUCUUCCUAGUCUCACAGACAGCAUUAAUUGAUACUUAAAUAGUGUUUUGUUCAGGAACAUAAAUAUCACGAAAGGAGAAGGAUUUCAGCAUGAGAGCAAUAUAUUUGUUGUGGCUUGUGCUAUAUUAAAAAAAAAAAAAUAAGAAGAAU
This is a messenger RNA of Passer montanus (Eurasian tree sparrow), 11150 nucleotides long. It is a transcript of the gene PCDH10, whose product is annotated as protocadherin 10. The transcript is spliced from 8 exons. Gene Ontology annotation, cellular component: plasma membrane. Bases 1420 to 4620 code for a protein of 1066 amino acids. The record is from RefSeq and is a predicted model, not a curated record. Gene Ontology annotation, biological process: homophilic cell-cell adhesion. Gene Ontology annotation, molecular function: calcium ion binding. NCBI's taxonomy places the organism in Eukaryota, Metazoa, Chordata, Aves, Passeriformes, Passeridae.